Messenger RNA from Vombatus ursinus (common wombat), 3843 nucleotides. It is a transcript of the gene DYNC2I1, whose product is annotated as WD repeat domain 60. Bases 138 to 3395 code for a protein of 1085 amino acids. NCBI's taxonomy places the organism in Eukaryota, Metazoa, Chordata, Mammalia, Diprotodontia, Vombatidae. The transcript has 25 exons. Gene Ontology annotation, cellular component: cytoplasmic dynein complex. Gene Ontology annotation, molecular function: dynein light chain binding; dynein heavy chain binding. Gene Ontology annotation, biological process: intraciliary transport. The record is from RefSeq and is a predicted model, not a curated record.
UGGGCUGCAGCUGAGCCGCAUCCAGUACAGGCCUAGCUGUGUCUUUCCUGGAGUUUCUUCUCUUCUGGGUCCAGGCCACGGAAUUCAUUGUCCUCCCGGGACGGGGGAGAAAACGGGGUGUGGGUCUGAGGAGAAAGAUGGAGGCAGGAAAGAGAAGAACUAAAGAUGACACUUGGAGAACUGAGGACCUCAAGAAAUACCUUCGGGCAUCACAGUCAGAUACUCAGAAAGAAGAAAGAAAACAUAGGGAAAAGAAACUACACAAAGAUUCAGAAAUGAAUGACUUGUUUGAAUACGAAGAGUAUAAACACAAAGAUCAAGAAAGAGAGAUAAUGAAAAGCAAAGAAAGGACAGGGGAAAGAGACAGUCAUAUAACUAAAGACACUGGGAAAAGUUAUUACGGUGAUAGAGACAGAGAUAAACAAAAAGAAAAGAGAAAAGAAACAAAAGAACGAGAGAGAGAAAAAAAUAAAGAGAAACAUCGUGAACAGGAUGCCGAGAAGGAAAAAUAUCACCGAAGGAAGGACAAAGAUAAAGAUAAAGAAAGAAAAUUUAAGAAAGAUGAUUUCAAGCAAACUUUCAUAUCACAUCACAACUUAAAGGGAUUUGAAAUGCAAGAUAAAGAUCUGGAAAAAUUAGAAAAGAAGAUUUUUUCAGGAAUUAGAGGAAAAGAUAAAGACAGAGAACAGAAAGAUGAUUCUGAAAGAAAAGAUGAAGACAGAGAAAGAAAGUACCGAGAAAAGAAGUAUGGUGAAAAUAAAGAGUUUACUCUCAGAUAUUAUCUGCAUAAAGAAGAUGGAGAAAAAAAGCACAAGAGGCAAAAAGAACAAGAACAAGAGAAGAAACACAAAGAAAAAAACAGCACUAGGGAAAGGAGAGAAAAAGUGUCCAAAGAAAAAAGCAAUACGGCCUGUGACAAGGAUGGGGAAGAAAGACAUAGAGAGAAACGACAUAAAGAUGGAGUUCCUUUUGAGGAUGAGAGACUGAAAAAUAUCGCAGACAAGAAAGAAAAAACAUCUAAAGAAGAGCAUAGAAAGAAAAAGGAAUCCAAGACUAGUGAACACAGAAAUGGAGGAGCAAAUUUCAAAAGAGAAAAUAUAUCUGGCAGCCAGCAUAUACAGAAUUCAGGAAAGAAUGGUGGAAAAGACAACAAAGACACAAGAAGAAAGCAAACUGGUGAAGAAGGAAUGUCAAUAUGGAAAUCCGCCCGAAGGCAAUCAAGUGAGGAAACUGAUGAUGUUGAAAAGGAAGACAUUGAUUUAGAAAAUGAUGGUGCUGAUGACUACACUGCCAAUUAUGAAGAUGAUUUUGAAGACUAUGAAGAUGAUUUUGAUAAUGGUGAUGGUGAUGGUGAUGGCAAUGAUGAUGAUGAUGAUGAUGAUGAUAAUGAUGAUGACAAUGGUGGUGCUGAAGAACAGAUAAAGAAAAGGGAUGAAGAAAUUCCUCUAGCCAGGAAGAUGGAGAUUCAAGAAAUCCAAAGAGCCAUUAAUGCAGAAAAUGAAAGAAUUGGUAUAUUACCUUCAAAGAGAAUUCAAAAGCAGUUUCAAACAGAUCUUGAAAAAGAACCAAGAACAGAAGCAAAAGAAUCCCCUUCUAGAGGCUCUCUCUGUGGAAUAUUUAUGGACUUUGCUGCAGCUUCACAGCGACAAAGUUGUCGGAAUCAUGCCCUUAAACAACGGACACGCAGCGCAAAGUUGCUUCGACUGAUUGACUUGGAUUUUUCAUUUAGUUUUUCUCUCUUGGAUCUGCCACCAGUAAAUGAGUAUGAUAUGUACAUAAGAAACUUUGGUAAAAGAAACACUAAGCAGGCAUAUGUUCAGUAUAAUGAAGACAAUGUUGAAAGAGAUGUUCAAACUGAUGAAAUAGAAACCCAUGAAGUAUGGACCCAGCAUCCUGGUGAAAGUACUAUUGUAUCGGGAGGUACUAAAAACAGCAGAGAUAUGUCUGAUGGUACAUACGUAACAAAGAUUGACACACCAAGGUUAGCUAAUUUUCUCCGGGCUGCUUGUCAGGUGAUUGCUGUAUUACUUGAGGAAGAUCGUGCUGCAACCGAACCCAAUUGGAAUCUCAGGUCUCAAGAAAAUGCCCUUAAUAUUAGUGAAAGCUGUGCCCAGAUGAACACUAACCUACCAUUCCUACAAAAUCGAAAAGUGUCCUCUUUACAUGUUUCUCAAAUUCAGAGACAGACCUUAGUUUCUGUUCAUGAGUUACCUGAAAAGCCAUUCUCUGAUAUACUGGAUAAAAGAUAUAUUCUCUGUGUAUGGGAUAUUUGGCAGCCUUCCAGUCCUCAGAAAGUUUUAAUCUGUGAAUCAAAGGUCAUGUGCUGCUGUUUUAGCCCUUUUAAAGCAAUUUUACUAUUUGCUGGAACAAUCCAUGGCUCAGUAGUUCUGUGGGAUCUACGAGAGGACUCCAGGAUGCAUCACUACGUGAAAUUAAAAGAUUGUGUUUGGACAUUCAGAACAGCAACAUUUUCUACUGAUGGUGUUCUUACUAUAGUAAACCACAGAAGUCCUGUUCAGUCAAUAGAACCAGUUUCAACAUCUGUCUACAGAAAACAGAACUUUGUGCUUUCACCUUUCUCUCAUCAAGAAGAAAUAUCCGGUUUGUCAUUCCACAUUGCUUCACUGGAUGAAAAUGGAAUUCUUAAUAUAUGGGUGGUGGUUGAACUACCAAAAGCGGAUUUUGCAGGUUCCCAAAGUGAUCUAGGUUUAAUACCAGGAGGAAAGAUAAAGCUGGUACACAGCUCUACAAUUCAGUUGAAUAACAGCUUUCCCCCUAAAGUUAACACAAGUUUGAGGCCUAUGCAGACACUGAUUGUUAAGUUUUUGCCUUCAGAUCCUAAUCGUUACAUUAUUGGUACAGAUAGGGGUGUUAUAAGUCAUGGUGCAAGACAUGAUUCAAAAGUGUCGCCAAAACUGUUCAAACCCCAACAACGUGAAGAAAGACCAGUGAAAGUUACUGUGAUUGACUUUUCACCAUUUGGAGAACCAGUGUUUUUGGCUGGCUGUUCAGAUGGAAGCAUUAGAUUACAUCAACUAAAUUCUGAGUAUCCAGUUUGUCAGUGGAAUAACAGUACCAAUGGCCAGGCAAUUAUCUCCUUGAAGUGGGCACAGACAAGACCUGCUGUGUUUUUGGUCCAGGAUGACAUAUCCAACAUUUACAUUUGGGACCUGUUAGAAAAUGAUCUCGGACCUGUAGCCAAACAACUUAUCUCUCCAGAUAAGCUGAUAAUUGCAACAGUCAUGGGUGAUCCAGAAAAGACAAACAGAUUCCUUGGUCUGGCACUAGCCAAAACAUCUGGGAUGAUUGAAAUUCAGUACCUGAAGAAGAAAUGGGCGUCACCCAAGAAAGAAGAGCAAAAGAGACUGCGUUUGCUUUUGCAGGAUGCCCUCUAGAAACAGAAAAAUAGUUUUCUAAGAGAUUCAUAAAAAAAGAACAUUACCCAGAGAAUUUUCAUUCAAUGAUUAAAAAUGCAUUAGGUGUUAUUAAGAGGUGUAUACUUUAAUAGCUACUACAUCUAUGUAUACGUAUAUUUGUAUAUAUAGAAUAUAUAUGUUCUGUAUAUAAUUAAUUUUACUAUUUACUUCAGUGUUUCUACUAAAAUCAAUAUUUUUAAACAAAAAGAAGUGAUACUUUCAUAUCUAUUGAACUAAAAAGGAAAUACACAUUAUAGUCACUCCCAAUGUAUUGUUUAUGGAGGAUCUUUAUAUAUAUUUUUUUCAGAAUAACUCUAAAAUACAACCAUCAGAUUUAUUACUGGCAUUUAAAUCACCCACCACGAGAUGAAUUUUAAUGGACUGUUUUCUUAUUCACACAAAAAUAUCUAUGCCUGUCCAAAUUAAA